Molecule: messenger RNA, 1436 nt
Organism: Mizuhopecten yessoensis (Yesso scallop)
Lineage: Eukaryota; Metazoa; Mollusca; Bivalvia; Pectinida; Pectinidae
Exons: 4
Coding region: 23-1081 (352 amino acids)
Source: RefSeq, a predicted model, not a curated record
UAUAGUAACUGGUGGAGUCAUCAUGGACGACACAUGUACAGCUGGCCAGGAAAACGGAUCGGCGGUCUUCGACAGGGAUUCUUUGAUGAGAGAUCUCGAGGAGAAGGGCUACACAGUUGUUCCUGGUGUCCUGUCCCCAGACACGUGCGACGAUCUGGUUGACCAGAUAAGACAAUGGCUAGACAAAUUUGUUGAAGAUUCGCCGAUAGACAAGCAUAACUCCCUCACGCAACAGUACAGAGUUUCAGCUUCCCCUGUGGCCUGGGAAGCUCGCCUCAAGGCCAAACCUGUGUUCGCCACAGUAUGGGGCACGGAGAAACUUCUAUCGAGCAUGGACGGAAUGGCCAUCGGAGAACCCCCGGAACUCGGAAAUACUAGAUUCAACAAUCAAGGUGAAACUUGGUUUCAUUUCGACCAGGGAAGUUGGCGAAUAGGAUUGCAUGCGUUCCAAGGGGCGAUGUACUUGGAAGAAACAACAGAAGAGGAUUACUGCUUCCGGGUUAUCGAGGGGUCAUGCAAAGUUCAUAAGGAAUUCCUCGACACUUUCCAAGAGGCUAAAGAAGAUUGCGCUGGUGAAGAUUUUUAUAUUUUAAAACCAGAGUAUAUCGAAUGGUACAAAAAUAAAGGUCUAAAAGAGAAAAAGGUCCCAGUCCCCAAAGGUGGUAUGGUUCUUUGGGAUUCUAGAACAGUCCACGAUAACGUCAAACCGGAACAGAAUCGCCUACAUUCUGAUAGAUGGCGAUUUGUCACCUUCGUCUGUAUGACUCCGGCAAGAUGGGCAAGAAAGAAAGAUUUGGAGCUGAAGAAGGAAGCAUUCGAGAAGAUGGUAGCCACUGCUCAUUGGCCAUCACAAGGAGUAUGGCUGUUCCCGAGCACUUCCGAAUGCAGCAAGACAAAACAUAAAAGUCUUAUCGAAAUGGUUGAUGAAAUACCGGAAAUCGCUAAAACCAGGGAAGUCCGACUCCUUGUAGGCUUGGACGAAUACGAUUUCGAGGAUGGACAACCCAAUGACCUUGGCUGGCUACCGGAGUGGUCAGAAAGUGCUAAGCUACAGGUCAAGAGCAGUCCGGCCUUCAGUUAGGACAAGAACUGUCAAAAUGACUUUGCCAAGAUUAACCAACCCCAUUUAUGCAACAUUUAGCUUGAACAAUUCCGAAUGAAUACAAUUGAAAUUGUAAGCGUAUAAACAAAUACUAAAACGUGUAGGUCGAGGAGGUGCUCAUUGCAUUACCAUAAAACAACUUGAUUGUUCACGAACACUUUUUAGUUAUCAAGUAAUCAAAUGAUUCAGUACACCUCUGCUUGAAAAAUGAAAUUAAUUUGAUUUUACAGACGGAAACAUUAUUUUGGUCCAAUGAACUCUUAUGAUUAAAUCAAAUUUUGUUGAAAUUUUACAUUAAUGUAAAGGAGAAAAACAAACAAACAAACAGGAGGAU